Oryzias latipes (Japanese medaka) is the source of this 2663-nucleotide messenger RNA. RefSeq names its product mitochondria localized glutamic acid rich protein b (gene mgarpb). Gene Ontology annotation, biological process: anterograde axonal transport. The record is from RefSeq and is a predicted model, not a curated record. Gene Ontology annotation, cellular component: mitochondrion. Lineage: Eukaryota; Metazoa; Chordata; Actinopteri; Beloniformes; Adrianichthyidae.
CGUGCCUGACGCACCGGCUGUGCGCCGGAGAAUUCCUCAGCAAAGUGGAGGCCACCAUCGGCGUGGACUUCCGCGAGAGAGUUUUGGAGGUUGAAGGAGAAAAAAUUAAGGUCGUCACAUGACAAACCGACCAGACUGCCGGGUAUCCUGCCGAGUGAGGGAGAGCAUGAGACCACAGGUUAAUGUCACACUGGCGCAACAUUCACCAGCCCAACAGCAGAUGUCUCACCAGGAACUGAAUUAGGAGGAGGGAAUUCAGCAGCACUGAUAAUUAGGGGGCGUGUCUUUUCCCAUCAGGACCAGAGAGUUUCUGCGCGUCCGUCCGUCCGUCAUCUCUCUGUGAACACCGGUCAGAGUCGCGCGCUCGUUCACCUGCAGCCGAUCUCCGAACCAACAUGUUCUGCAGACGCGCGUGGCAGAGGCUCGCGCCGCUGGCAGGAAGGGUUUUCAACCCGGCAUCCAUGAACGCACCCCCCGUGCGGCGCAUGGCCUUCGGCGUCCCCGGAGGCUCCACCAAUGUGGCGUACUUUGUUCUGUGUGGCGGGGGCCUCACUGCUGCAGUCGUCUAUGCCUACAAAACCGUCAAUGAUGACAGUGAGCGCUACGAGGAAAGACUCGCCAACAUGAGCUCCAAGACGGCGCUUUCAUCUGAGGCAGUGCCAGAGGAGUCCGCUCCUGCAGCAGAACCCGCCUUGGAGGAGUCCGCUCCUGCAGCAGAGUCCCCUUCGGAGGAGUCCGCUCCUGCAGCAGAACCCGCCUUGGAGGAGUCCGCUCCUGCAGCAGAGUCCCCUUCGGAGGAGUCCGCUCCUGCAGCAGAGUCCCCUUCCGAGGAGUCCGCUCCUGCAGCAGAACCCGCCUUGGAGGAGUCCGCUCCUGCAGCAGAGUCCCCUUCGGAGGAGUCCGCUCCUGCAGCAGAGUCCCCUUCGGAGGAGUCCACUCCUGCAGCAGAACCUGCUUCUGCAGAAGAAGACACGGAAGCUGCAUCAGCCGCUGAGUCUGUUGUCGAGUCUGUCCCUGCAAUUUCAGAGCCUGUAGCAGAAAUCUCUGCUGACUCUGUCACAGAAGCCCCGUCUGAGGAGGUUGUGGCACCUGAGGCUGUAAUGGAGGAGGCUGCUGCCCCCGUGGAGGAAGAGGUGGCUCUCGACUCUGCUGCUGCUGAGAUGUCUGAAGCUCCUGCAGCGGAGAGCACUGAUCUUCUCUCAGCUGUGAAGCUCUUGACCAGCUCCAUCGCUGAGAUCGCAGCGGCAUCCAUUGGUGAGGAGAGCCCGGUGAAAGCUGUGCACCAAGCAGAGGUUGACAGAAUUGGUCUGGAGGCAGCACCUCCUCUGGAAGCAUUUGAAGAGAAACCUCGUUCUGCAAAUGAGGAGGACCUGACGCCUGCAAAAGAAGAGCUGGCAUCAGCAGAGGAUGAAGAAGCAAUGGCAGGGGAGAAGCUUGCUACUUCUGCAGGGACGGAGGACAAGGAAGAGGAGCACCACGCAACGGAGGAGCCAGUUGCAGAAGACCAGGUUCUGUCACCUGAUGAUGAAGAAAAAAUCCUCUCUUCAGAAGCUUCUCCUGAAGAUGCUGCUUCCUCUGAGGAAGCCUUGCCUGUUGAGGAACUCACAGAGGAUCCUACUUUUGGGGAGCAGACAAUGCCAGAGGAGAUUACAUCAACCGAAGCUGCAGCUGACACGGCCCAGCUGGCAGCUGCUUCCGCCGGACCGGACCUGGAAGCUGUUUUAGAACCCGAGCUCCCGGCAGAAGCUCCAGUGCAGGAGGCAGAGUGCUGCCAGACCUGCCAUUCAGCUCCAUCUACAGGAGAAGAGGAGCUGAGGCCACCUGCUGAUGCUCCUGCAGAGGAUCUGGAGGGGAACAAGGAGGAGUCUUCUUCACUGGUUGAGGAACAAACGACCUCCUCUCUGGCAGUGUUGACAGCCGGACUGUGACACACUGUGACUUCAGUGAAUCAUGGCGGAUGACAAGAAGUAGGGGCCGCUGUUAUCCAUAUAAUCAGGUGUUGCAUCACCUCUGUGAAGGCACCUCUAGGGGCUACUGUUGCAUAACUUUUCAUGAUCAAAUGAAGCUUACAUGUGUUCUAGCUGGCAGCAAAGGUCUCUUCACAUUUUAAUAGUCUGCAACCUAUGAUGGUUUUCAAACAGCUAAUUUGUGGAUUUUUAUCCUUGAUAAAGCCCAUCUCUCAUACAAUUUAAUAUUUGUUUUCUGCAGAAAUAACAUGUAAUCCAUUUUCUUGCAGUAAGGGUAACUUUUCUGUGUUUUGAUUUUUUUGAACAAACAUUCUGAUAAAUUAUUUAGAUUUAUGAUAAAAGAUUCACCCAAAGCACAACUAGUGUUUUUUCUUUUAGUGCAGUUCUCUAUUUAUUUUAUCCUUGAUGCACAUUACAGUGUUUUAAACUGUAAAAUACAUUUAAAAAUUCACAGAAAUGAACAGGAAGCAGUUUCAGGUGAUCAUAUAUUGUCAAAUGUAACACUUGCACGUUUAUUUUUAUGUACUUUUCUCAAUUAUACUGUUCUGAGACUAGCACUAAGCUCAUUAAUGUGUUCAAACACAUUUUCAUUUAACCCAUCUGACAUUUUUUUUCUCUGUAUUAUGUGCUUAAAUUUGAAAUAAAGUUGGGAUUAAGUAAACUGCUUUGGUGCAUUAAAUCGCCUUUUGACCAUAC